AUGUUAUCAUAUGCAACUGGCCAGUAUCCUCCUAACUCAAUUGCCGUUGGAGAUUUCAACAACCACACUCUACUGGAUGUAGCCAUCGGUCUUUCUCACGUUAACAGUACGGGCGUCUUUCUUGGACAAAGGAACGAAACACUUGCAGCACAAACGAUGUUUCCAACCGGCAGCAGUCCAUGGUCGGUCACCGUUAUGGAUUUCAACAAUGAUUAUCGAUUGGAUAUCGCUGUCAUUAAUGGUAACGAAAACAAUGGGGGUGUCCUUCUUGGAUAUGGCAAUGGAUCAUUUGCAGCACAAACGACAUUUCCAACCGGCAUGAACCCGUGGGUAAUCGCCGUCGGUGAUUUCAACAACGACACUCGACUGGAUAUCGUUAUCAGGGCUACCAAACCUCCUGAUUUGACCAGGAGUCUCCUGGUUUUUUUAAUUUUCCCUGAUUGA
Rotaria socialis is the source of this 444-nucleotide messenger RNA. Lineage: Eukaryota; Metazoa; Rotifera; Eurotatoria; Philodinida; Philodinidae. The record is from the annotation of a GenBank genome assembly.